Molecule: messenger RNA, 2867 nt
Organism: Hemicordylus capensis (graceful crag lizard)
Lineage: Eukaryota; Metazoa; Chordata; Lepidosauria; Squamata; Cordylidae
Gene: C4H1orf116
Product: chromosome 4 C1orf116 homolog
Exons: 5
Coding region: 1-1941 (646 amino acids)
Source: RefSeq, a predicted model, not a curated record
AUGCGCAGAUGCGAUGUGAAUUUAACAAAUGACGCGCGGAGAUGCAAACAGAAAGAAACAAACUGCAGAGAGCUGGGAUUUGGGAACCAUUUUCAAAAGCGGGAUUAUUGGCUGAGCGCGUAUUUCAGAGCAAGAAAAACAGAAAACAAUCCUAAGAAGAGCAGGAAAAAUAAAAGAACUCUUGGGUCAUCUUCACUGCUGCCUUGUCUGUUCUGUGAUAUGCCUAAAAAGGACUUGUGGAUAGCUGACCCAGAUCCCACAGCAAUUGUUGGUAGUGCAGGCAGCUGUGACAGCAUGAUCAGCAACGACUCCAGCCCAUCUGAAAUGAGUGACGGUGGUUAUGACUUCUUAUCAGUGGAGGAAAAAGAAUGUCUUAUGUUCCUUGAAGAAACAUUAGAUUCUCUGGAUACCGAAGCAGACAGUGGGCUUUCUACAGAUGAUUCUGAGUGUGCUGAGCCUUCCAAGCAUCCACGGACAUGGCCUACAAGAGACAUUCCCAAAGAGCUGGAUAACGAAAAUCUUGGGAAGCACAGAAAAACUGAACAAAAGAGCAAAAAAUCUCUCUCUGGUUCUGUUCCUUUUGUCACCCCAGGAUGCCUCAGCUUUCCAAAGGUUGCCAGCAUAAGCCAUGUUCCCCAAACAUCCAAGGCUUCCUCUGUUGAAACAGCCUCUAAAGCUGCUGAUCCAAAAGCUUUGCCUCAGAUGCAUCUCACUUCAGGGGGGCCUCCUAAGCAUGGAAAUGUGGACAUGCCAAAUGACCAGCCCAAUAGAAGUACGCAGAUAAAAACUUCUGAUUUGGAAUUGGUAGUUAUUCCACCCCCUGAACCAUUCCAGGACUGGGAGAAGGGCCAUUCCAAAGAGAGACGAGAGCCACCACUUCUUAGUAAGGAUGCUGAAAAUGGGACACCUUAUCACUCUGAAGUUAAGAAGAAUACUGUUGUAAAGGAUGGGUAUAAGACUGCUCAGCAGCAGCUUUCACCAGAGAAGAUGGAACUUGGGAAGGAAGCCAUUCUGAAUCCUGUGUCUCCCAAAAGUAGCAAGAGGUCUGAAGAAAUUAUCAGUGCUCAAGAUGAUUAUCAAAAACCUACACUGGAAGAAGCUACCCUAGAUUCUAACUCCAAGCAGGGUCCUCCCACUGCACCAAAGCCCAGGAAACUGCCACCAAAUAUUAUCCUCAAAACUAGCAAAAGUAAUGCUGUGUCACUCAAUGUAGACCCCAGUCACAAGAUAAAGGUGCUGGCUCCAUCAAAUGGCAGACCCAGAGCUGCAACUGGUGAUUUUUCCAUGGAAAGGGCACACUGUCUACAAAAAGAACAGGGGAAAGCUAGGCGGGAGGCUCUCGAGAAACUGGGUCUCCCACUAGAUAAAGAGAAGAAAACAGAGGAAUACAUGGCCAGAAAUUCUGCCUACCCAAAACCAACAGACACUCCAAGGACUAGCAGCAGGGAAAGCAUAAAUGUGGAUGACUUCACUCUUAAUAAGAAGCCUGACCAACCCCAUGACCAAAUUGGUGAGAAAGGAAUCCACCCAUCUGAAAUUAAUAGUCCUGGUAUCAAACAGAUGAAUGUCAAAUCCAACACACUAGAGCGUUCAGGUGUGGGUCUGAGCAGUUAUAUCUCUUCUACCAGUGAGGACCAGAAUGUUAAGAACAGUGGUUCCCUUGGCAAAACCUCCUUUUUUGACAAGUUUACUCCAAAUUUUCUCAGGAGCAACCGGCCACGCCCAGCUUCCCUUGGAAUGGGGAAAGACUUCACUGAUCUGAAGGAAAACCGGAUGCAUAGUUUCGAGCAGGAGAAAAAUGACAAGCGAAGAUCGUAUCCACUUCAGAACCCAUCUAAGCUUCCCAGGCCAUCUUGUGUCAGUGUAAAAAUCACCCCUAAGGGUGCGACAGAUGAGAACAGAAGGGAGGCUCUGAAGAAGCUUGGCCUGUUGAAAGAGUAAGCCAAAAACUGGAUUAAUACAAAAACUGCCCAGUUACAGCUGAGCUUGCUUAUGUCCUCCUUGUCUCCUUGGGAGAAACUGCAGCAUGGGUUGAAUGUAUCAAGUGUGAAGGACUGGUUGAUGGGUUAACGUGCACUGUUUUCAGCUGGCAAUAUGAGAACUAGCUUCUCUUCAGACUUGAUUUUUAUCUGAAUAGGUGAAUGAAUUCUGCUAUUUAGAUUACCCAGCUCACCAACAAGAAAUGCUGUCACCUGUAUAGAAUCCGUUCUUGUAUAUAGUGUAUAGAGGUAUGACUAUUUGUAUUUAAUAAGUAUAUAGUAAACUGGAAGAGGGGAACAUGUCAAUGGAUCUAGGUUGUAAUUAUUAGGGUAAACCAUGAACUCUGGGAAACAUACAGAGGCCUUGUGCCAUGACGAUAGCUAUAUGGCUAGAUCUCUUCAGUCAAGAUUGAAUGGAAUGUUGAGUUGAUGCCUUUUUGAACAACAAAAUACUGGGCCUGAAGUUGGUGAAAGGUGUACCUGCUUAGAUGACCUAUGCAAUGGAAACUUAAACAAGAAUGCAUUGGGUAUGAAUCUUAAGGCUGGGUUUGAGAAUUGCUUGACAGUUCGUCUAAGGCAGUGGUCCCCAACCUUGGGUCCCCUUGAUUUGGUGGACUAUAACUCCCAUUAGUCCCAGCCAGAAUAGCUGAAAAUAUGGGAGUUGUCAAACAAUGCUUGGAACACAAGGUUGGGAACCACUGACCUACCAUGUGACUUAGCAGGCCAGUGAUCAAUAAAACAAAUACUAGAGCCAAAGUUGACUUGGCAUCCUUUAGCUUGGCUUCCUUAUGAACAAACUACUGCUGUAUGCUGACUUAUGCUCUGCCUUCUUUUAGAAUGAAAAGUAUGUGUUUAAAAACUGAGUAAUAAACUAUUUUAUAUGAUGGA